Drosophila takahashii is the source of this 1584-nucleotide messenger RNA. RefSeq names its product Proteome of centrioles 1 (gene Poc1). The record is from RefSeq and is a predicted model, not a curated record. Gene Ontology annotation, cellular component: centriole; ciliary basal body. Gene Ontology annotation, biological process: cilium assembly. NCBI's taxonomy places the organism in Eukaryota, Metazoa, Arthropoda, Insecta, Diptera, Drosophilidae. Gene Ontology annotation, molecular function: protein binding.
UGCCCCAGCGACGACGCGACGCAAUUUUUUCAUUUUCAAACUCUAGCGGCAAAGCAAUCCUGUUUUGGGGAAAAUUCCGGCAGAAAACGUAUAAAAUAAAUAACAAUGAAUAAGGAGAUGCAGGGAUUGUUCAGUGAUCCGGCGCUGGAGCGCCACUUCACGGGCCACUCGGGCGGCAUAACGCAGCUGCGCUUCAGUCCCGAUGGCGCCCAAAUAGCCACCUCGUCGACGGACUCCUCCGUCAUCCUGUGGAAUCUCAGCCAGGCGGCCCGCUGCAUUCGCUUCGCCUCGCACUCGGCGGCCGUGAAUGGGGUGGCCUGGUCGCCCAAGGGCAACCUGGUGGCCUCCGCCGGUCACGAUCGCACCGUAAAGAUCUGGGAGCCCAAGCUGCGCGGCGUCUCAGGCGAGUUUGUGGCCCACAGCAAGGCGGUGCGCAGCGUGGACUUCGACUCCACCGGCCACCUGAUGCUCACCGCCUCGGACGACAAGUCGGCCAAAAUGUGGCGCGUGGCCAGGAGGCAGUUUGUGGCCUCUUUCGCACAGCAAAACAACUGGGUGCGCAGCGCCAAGUUCAGUCCGAAUGGCAAGCUGGUGGCCACCGCCAGCGAUGAUAAGUCGGUGCGGAUCUACGACGUGGACAGCGGCGAGUGCGUGCGCACCUUCGCCGAGGAGCGAGCGGCGCCCAGGCAACUGGCCUGGCAUCCCUGGGGCAACAUGUUGGCCGUCGCCCUCGGCUGCAAUCGCAUCAAGAUCUUCGAUGUGGCCGGGAGUCAGUUGCUCCAGUUGUAUGUAGUUCACUCGGCGCCCGUCAACGAUGUGGCCUUCCAUCCCAGCGGACACUUUCUGCUCUCCGGCAGCGAUGAUCGCACCAUACGCAUUUUGGAUCUACUGGAGGGCAGACCCAUCUAUACGCUGACGGGCCACACGGAUGCGGUGAACGCGGUGGCCUUCAGUCGGGAUGGGGAAAAGUUUGCCACUGGUGGUAGCGAUCGGCAGCUCCUUGUAUGGCAGUCGAAUUUGCACACCUACGACGCCUCACAGUUCGAGGCCAAAUCCGCCUUGGCCUCCUCCGGUUGCGACACCAGUGGCGUCUCCUCGAAACAGAGCCUGGGCAGCGGCACCUCCAAGUCCAACGACCUAAGCAUCCGCAUAGAUCCGCGCCAAUCGCUGGCCUACCAGCUGUCGGAGGAGAACUUCCAGGUGCUCGACAGUAAACACUCGAAUCAGCAGGAAAAGCUACUUAGCCAUGGCAUGGAGUUCAAGGCGCAAAGCCCCAGCCAGCGCUUCUUCUAGCCAAAAAACGUUCAAUAGACUUUGCCGCACAUUACCAACCAGCCGAACCUUCCGCAGGUGCUGGACGUGUCCCUUGAAUCCGCCUCGGAGACGUGCUCCUGUUCCGCGCAGCUGGAGGAGAUCAGCAAGCUGUUGGCCUUGAUCGACGAGCGAGUGCGGCGAUUAGAGGGCAUAUACUCUUUGUAGCUUUCUGAGCGCCUUAAUGUAGAGUUUAACAUAACAUAAAUUAGUAAUCAUAAAAUUUAUAUAAUGCCAUUUUAAAUAUAUUUAAUGUUGAGAUAUUUGCCUGAA